AUGAAUCAUAAGAUGAAUCUAUUGAUUCCGGAAGAAAUUAUGUUUGAAAUAUUUUCAUGGCUUCCGGUUAAAUCUUUAUUGCGAUUCAAGUGUAGUACAAAAUUUUGUACAUCUCUUGUCUCGGAAUUAGAUUUUGUGAAUAUCCAUACUUGUCGUUCUAUGAGCCGUCCUGGCGGAACAAAAUUCAUUCUGCGCGAAAAAUGGGAAUCAAUUUUUUUCACGGCUGAGCAAAGAGAAGAUGAAAAAGACUCCGCCCCUUUUUUGCAAAUUGCGAGAUAUAAUUACCUCUACCUCCAUGGCCUUGCAUAUUAUUCUCGGUUGAAUUGCGGUAAUGGUUUAUGUUGCAUGUGGGACUCAUUAUCUACACGACCUGCUGCAAUUUUCAAUCCGAGUACAAGAGAAGUAAGAUUUCUUCCCAACAUAGAUGGAGAAUUUUCUUCUUGUAACUAUUCAUUAGGUUUUGAGCCUGAAGAAAAGAAGUUCAAAGUUUUUUCAAGGUACAAAGAAAGACACUGGGUUUUCACUUUAGGCAUAGACGAAUCAUGGAGAGAGAAUAAAAACAUUUCCUUUGCUAUUCCGUAUUUUAAGCCUAGUGUCUGCAUUAGUGGAGUUAUAUAUCAGCUUAUUAAUGGUGCUAUAGCUGCAAUUGAUAUUAAAUCUGAAAAAUGUGAAACUAUUGCAUUGUGGAACUCAUCUCAUGAGUCACCGAACUACUACGAGUUGAUAGAGGUGAAGGGUAAAUUAGAGGUCAUAGAUUGCAGAAAAUGGGUAGGUGGAUACCUUGACUUAUGGAUUUUAGAGCAGACUCCACAAAGAAAAUGGGAGAGACAUAUCAUUCGCCUUCCCUCAAUAUGGAAUCCUAUGAAGCCUGGAUUCGUAUCAUCCGUCAUGUCCCGUGAUGGGGAGAUUGUAUUCGUCGUCAUCUUCAAGUCGGGUGGUGCUUGCCUUGUUACUGUGAGGUAUAACAGCUUUCCUAUUCGUUUACCAGUAAUCAUACUCUCUGGUUGUAGAUUGUAA
Molecule: messenger RNA, 1017 nt
Organism: Solanum verrucosum
Lineage: Eukaryota; Viridiplantae; Streptophyta; Magnoliopsida; Solanales; Solanaceae
Product: F-box protein At5g65850-like
Exons: 2
Coding region: 1-1017 (338 amino acids)
Molecular function (GO): protein binding
Source: RefSeq, a predicted model, not a curated record